Lycium ferocissimum is the source of this 4521-nucleotide messenger RNA. RefSeq lists its product as uncharacterized. NCBI's taxonomy places the organism in Eukaryota, Viridiplantae, Streptophyta, Magnoliopsida, Solanales, Solanaceae. Gene Ontology annotation, molecular function: RNA-DNA hybrid ribonuclease activity; nucleic acid binding. Gene Ontology annotation, biological process: DNA integration. The record is from RefSeq and is a predicted model, not a curated record.
AUGGAAAUUGACACCUUAAAAGAAGGGUUGGGUAUGGUGACAAAGUCCGCACAAGAAGCACCGUUGAUUGUAAAAGGUGCAAAUUCUAAUGCAAAUCUCAAGGGCUCGGGGAAGUUGAUAUUGUAUGUCCCUGGAGCCACAAAGAAAAAAGAGAUAUCAGUGACUGGACCAAAAUUAUAUGUUCCUAGUGGUUUUUCUAGGUUUGGUCAAAAUCAGAAUGGUUUAGGAAAGAUGACAGAACCAAUUGUGAUAAAGCACACGACACAACUUCCAGUGACAAGCAUGAAAACUGUUCCAUGGAACUACAACAAAACCACUGUGACUUACAAGGGCAAAGAGAUUGUUGAAGAAAUAGAUGAAACCAGUGGCUUAACGCGUUCUGGAAGGUGUUAUGCUCCAGAAGAAUUAAGGAGAGCCAAACAAGCCAGGGAUAGCCAAUUUCCAGUGAAAAAACCUAUUACCGAAGAAGAGGCUGAAGAGUUCAUGAAGAAGAUGAAAGUUCAGGAUUACUCUAUUGUUGAUCAGUUGAGAAAAACUCCUGCUCAAAUUUCAUUACUAUCUUUGCUCAUGCAUUCUAAAGAGCACCGUCAAGCAUUGAUUAGAAUUCUGAACGAGGCACAUGUUUCGGACAAAACAACCGUAAGUCACUUGGAAAAGAUGGCCAAUAGAAUAUUUGAGGUGAAUAGAAUCACUUUCACCGAUGAUGAGUUGCCUGUGGAAGACACCAUUGGUGAGAUUGAUCUUACUUUAAAAAUUGGACCUGUUGAUUUUGGGAUCACAUUCCAAGUUAUAGACAUGGACACUUCCUACAACUUGCUUUUAGGAAGGCCAUGGAUCCAUGCAGCCAGAGCGGUGCCAUCUACUUUACACCAAGUGGUCAAGUUUGAAUAUGAGAAACAAGAAAUUAUUGUUCACGGUGAAGAUGAUCUUUCAAUAUAUAGAGACCCUUCCGUCCCAUGCGUCGAGGCCAAGGAAGGUUGUGAAUCCCUCGUAUUUCAGACCUUUGAGAUAGUGGCAGCUGAUCAGUUUAUGGAAGGAAAGCCUAUUCCAGAGCCUCGUCUAUCCUCUACUUCGGUCAUGGUGGCUACACAAAUGCUGCAAAAUGGUUACGAGCUGGGAAAGGGCUUGGGAGUGUCGUUGCAAGGAAUUGUUGACCCUAUCUCUCCAUUUGGUAAUCAAGAUACUUUUGGUUUGGGUUUUAGGCCAACUAAAGCUGAUAGGAAAUGGGUGAAGGAGCAGAAAAAUAAGGUUUGGAAAUUGCCAAAGCCAGUUCCCCACAUUGCCGAGUCUUUUACUAGGUCACGGCUUGAAGAGAAUAAGGACAUGUCUGUCCAAGAUGACGUGGACGAAAUAUGUCAAGGUCUCAAAGAAAUGUUCUAUGGGGUAAACAUGGUUCAAAUUGGCGAAGGCCCUAGUCAUGCAGAUGUGCAACUUAUUGGCCCAGAAGUCAAGCUCACCAACUGGGAAGCUACUCCUCUCCCCACAAGGAAGGAGUCUUGUCUCAUUAAUGCCGGCUUUAAUAACAUGACAUGCAUGCGGAAUUCACGUCCAGAUCUUAAAGAGCUGUCUAAUCUCGAAACAACGAAUCAAGAGGUUGAUGAAUAUGAUGAAGAAGAGGCUUUUGAAGAGGAUGACAUAAUCCAGGUUUUGUUUGAAUAUAAAGAUGUGUUCGCUUGGUCUUAUGAUGACAUGCCGGGUUUGAGCGUUGAUCUGGUAGUGCACAAACUUCCUACAUACCCUGAUUUCCCACCAGUCCAACAAAAGCAAAGAAAAUUUAAGAAAGAGGUGAGUGAUAAAAUUAAAGAGGAAAUCAUGAAGCAAUUGAGUGCAAAUGUGAUCAGGGUCGUCCGAUUUACUACAUGGCUAGCAAACGUUGUGCCCGUACCUAAGAAGGAUGGGAAAACCAGAGUUUGUGUUGACUAUAGAGAUUUGAACAAAGCUAGUCCAAAGGACAACUUUCCCUUGCCUAACAUCCACAUUCUUGUUGACAAUUGUGCCAAACACGAGAUUCAAUCUUUUGUGGAUUGUUAUGCUUGGUAUCACCAAAUUUUGAUGGAUGAAGAGGGCGAAAAGACCGCCUUCACCACCCCAUGGGGUACUUACUGUUACAGGGUCAUGCCAUUUGGUUUGAAGAACGCAGGGGCAACUUACAUGAGAGCUAUGACUACUAUCUUGCAUGACAUGAUGCAUAAAGAAAUCGAAGUGUACGUCGAUGAUGUGAUCAUUAAGUCCAAAACUCAAGCUGACCAUGUGCGUGAUCUGAGAAAGUUCUUUGAAAGAUUGCGCAAGUACAACCUCAAGCUCAAUCCAGCCAAGUGUGCAUUUGGAGUUCCAUCUGGGAAACUUCUAGGGUUUAUAGUUAGUCGGCGAGGAAUUGAAUUAGACCCCUCCAAGAUAAAGGCCAUUCGGGAAUUACCGCCCCCGAAGAACAGAACUGAAGUCAUGAGUCUUCUUGGUAGGUUGAACUACAUCAGUAGGUUCAUCGCUCAGCUCACCACUACAUGUGAGCCCAUAUUCAAGCUGUUGAAGAAGGAUGCCGCUGUCAAGUGGACAGACGAGUGUCAAGAGGCUUUUGACAAGAUUAAGGAAUAUUUAUCGAACCCUCCAGUGCUUGUCCCGCCAGAACCGGGUAGGCCUUUGUUUUUGUAUCUAUCAGUGAUGGAUAAUUCCUUUGGGUGCGUUCUAGGACAACAUGAUGCCACAGGCAAGAAGGAACAAGCGAUCUAUUAUUUGAGCAAGAAGUUCACAAGCUAUGAGGUAAAAUACACAUUUUUAGAAAGAACGUGUUGCGCUUUGACUUGGGUCGCCCAGAAACUGAAGCACUAUCUUUCAUCCUAUACGACUCACCUCAUAUCUCGAAUGGAUCCUUUGAAGUAUAUCUUUCAGAAACCUAUGCCGAGUGGAAGGUUAGCAAAGUGGCAGAUUUUACUUACGGAGUUCGACAUUGUCUAUGUCACCCGCACCGCUAUGAAAGCACAAGCAUUGGCCGAUCAUUUGGCAGAAAACCCAGUUGACGAUGAGUAUGAGCCUUUGAAUACUUAUUUUCCUGAUGAAGAGAUUAAUUCAGUUGAGGAAGAAGUUCGCGAUGACAGUCACGUCUGGAAAUUAUACUUUGAUGGGGCGGUCAACAUUAAAGGUGUCGGGAUUGGGGCAAUUCUCAUUUCACCAACGGGGCAUCAUUAUCCCGCGACAGCACGACUUCGUUUCUUCUGUACCAAUAAUACAGCAGAAUAUGAAGCUUGCAUAAUGGGUUUAAACAUGGCAAUACAUCUGGAUGCACAUGAGUUAAUAGUUUUGGAAGAUUCUGACUUACUCGUUCGGCAGGCUCAAGGUGAAUGGGAAACUCGAGACAUCAAGCUCAUUCCGUACAAACAAUGUUUGGAGGACCUUAGCAAAAGGUUUAAGUCAAUCGAGUUCAGAUACAUUCCCAGAUUUCACAAUGAGCUGGCUGAUGCCUUGGCCACUUUAGCCUCAAUGCUUCCAUACCCAGGCAAUGCUUACAUUAAUCCGUUAGAGAUUCAGAUUAGGGAUCAACAUGGUUAUUGCAAUACAAUUGAAGUAGAGCCAGAUGGUGAGCCAUGGUAUCACGAUAUCAAAAGAUUCCUAAAAACAAAAGAAUAUCCAAUACAUGCCGAUGGAGAUCAAAAAAGAACUAUUAGGCGACUUUCCAAUGGUUUCUUUCUGAGUGGGGAGAUCUUAUACAAAAGGACCCCGGAUUUGAAUUUGUUAAGAUGUGUGAAUACCCAAGAAGCUGAAAUAAUCAUGAACGAAGUGCACUCCGGAGUAUGUGGCCCGCACAUGAACGGUUAUGUUCUAGCAAAGAAGAUUCUUCGAGCAGGAUACUAUUGGCUUACCAUGGAGCGAGAUUGUUUUCGCUUUGUUCGCAAGUGUCAUCAAUGCCAAAUUCACAGUGACCGAAUUCAUUCGCCCUCUUCGGAGUUGCACCCCAUGUCUGCUCCUUGGCCUUUCGUAGCUUGGGGGAUAGAUGUUAUUGGGCCAAUUGAGCCAAAAGCUUCUAAUGGGCACAGAUUCAUUCUAGUUGCCAUUGACUACUUCACCAAAUGGGUAGAAGCUGUUACGUUCAAAUCAGUCACCAAGAAAGCGGUGGUAGACUUUGUUCACUCUAACAUCAUAUGUCGUUUUGGUAUACCAAAGACCAUUAUCACGGACAAUGCAGCCAAUCUUAAUAGUCAUCUCAUGAAGGAGGUAUGUGAGCAAUUUAAAAUUGUGCAUCACAACUCUACCCCUUAUCGACCCAAAGCCAAUGGAGCUGUUGAAGCUGCAAACAAAAACAUCAAGAAGAUCCUCAGGAAGAUGGUACAAGGAUCCAGGCAAUGGCAAGAGAAGUUGCCUUUUGCUCUUUUAGGGUACCGUUCGCCCGCAAGCACAGAAUUGAUAUUCAAGAAUGAAGUUCCAUCAUUGGUCAGAGGAAAGAAGAAUGUUCAAUCUCGAAGACAGUUAGAGUCAGCUUUGACACAUAAGGCGGCCCAGCAUCUCAAGAUACAUCUUCUCAGCUUUUAA